AUGUCUCUACUACCCGCCGACCGCCACCCGCGCGAUCAUUUUACCGCCCUUCGCUUUUCAACUCGUAUCCCGCGCCUCUGCCCCGAGCACAACAACAACAACAACGCCCAACAUGAGGCAACCUACAACCUCACCCAGCUCCAACCUAUCGAGCUGUGUUUCCAUCGCGACUUUGUUGCCGACCCCGACGACCCUGUGUCGCUGCAUCUCGCAGGUCACCCUCGCCGUAUCAUUCAGUACCAUGGCCCCAUUAAGCUUCCGCUGCCUACGCCACCAUGUCCUAUCCACAAGAUCGACGAUGUUGUCCAGUUGACACUCUCUAAUAACAAAUCUUCCUAUCCUCCGACCUCCAGUCCGAGCCCCAACCCAAGUCUGAGCCUGAGCCCGAUCCUGAGCCCGAUCCUUAGCCCGACCCAGCAGCGCCGGCGCCCUAACCUCGUUGCCUUUUCCCGUCCAUCACUCGCUUUCUUCAUCUUCUGCGGGUUUCUCCUAGGUCUUUGGACCUCCCAGCUCUUCCGACAUUCCCACGUCAACUCUUGUACGACUGCUAUGACCGCUCCCGACGGCACUCUCUACGAGAUGCACUUUGAAAACAAUGCCAUACCACUUGAACUAUAUCGUGCAAUAGCCCUGCUCGAACAUCAGCGCUUAUCACUCUACAAUGUAGUGAUUGAUACUCUUAAUAGCCCCAACGCCACCUUCCUCCAAGAUGUACAAAAGGUUGUCGGCCGCAUAUGCCUUAACGCUACCUAUCUCUUGUCGCAAGAGUCGCGAAAGUCGCAAGCAGCAACCGCCAGCCAUCGCCACGACAUCUCAUUCACAUGCCGGUUGCUAGAUCGCCACAUCUCUACUGUGGCUCUUUUGUGGGCGCCCCUUAGCGAAACUGUGUCCGCCUGGCGCCCUGACCGCCGCCUACGCAUGGCCGCUAAGCUGCUGGGCACGGCAUACGACACCCCUUCGUUCCUCUAUACCUACCGAAAAGCCUUUCUCAACAGCGAAACCGAUUGGGCUGAUGCUACAUGUCAUUUCUGCUCAUCUGCUGGUAACACUCAAAAUGGAACAAUCGGUAUGGCGUGGCACUUUGCCUGUGACCCGGCGUUUGUUGCGCUCUCAGACGUUUCCUCGCUCGUUAGCUUUCUUGAGUCGUGGGGCCAGCAGCAAUCAGCACGCCGUUACAAGGCACUCCAUAAAGCCUUCAUUGAACGUCAAGGAGGAGGGCCUGAUGAGAACAACUACGGCGCCGAGGGCGGCGAUAUAGUGCGGUUUCUCCUUCAGGCCAGCGACGUGGCGGCGCCGUCAAUGGCAGCAGAAGGCGAGCUCAUGUCACUGUUACGCCAAGUAGUUGAACUCUUAACGGGCAUUUCAGACCUGACUAGGCUCGUGUCUCAGCACAUGUUCCGGAUCGCCGCUAUGACGGAUGCUGCAGAUGGGGGGCUAUUAGGCAGAAACAAGGAGUACACAGCGGCGGCGCCGCCGCCGCCGUGGUUCCAGGACGCGUUCCUAUGGCUGCGGCCUAGUCAGGUCCCAUCACACUCCCCAGACGUCAGCAUGAACAACAUAUACAAGGACGUAAUAGAGCUCAACCGUUUACAAGAUUCAACCAUCAAGCUUAUCUUGCACACGCUUGCCCCUGCUGCAACUGAUAUAAUACCAAUCUGCAACAUGGCAUCAGACUUUAAAGUCCUACUUGAUUUGCUUGAUGACGGCCAUGGAUGGAACGCAGUCACCUCACACGUCGUCGCUGGCUCAGAAUCUAAGCCAUUGUCUAUUAUUCACGUAACGAACACCACCUAUGUGAUGAACAUUGACAGAGAGGUUGCCGCGCUUGAGGCUGAGGCGGCAAGGCUUAAGCCUAUUAGCCGGCAAAGACGGCCGCCGCCUGAUACAGAAUUUGGCGACGAGGGUGAAAACGGGCCACGGGCACCCGUAGAGGUUCCGGAGCCGCAGGAUAACGAGGAGAGGCAGUUUCUUGAGCGGGUGCGGCAGGGCUCUCAGGCAAUGCGUCAGGCAGCCGUGCAAAGGCUGAUGGGCGUGUUUGGUCAAGAGACACCGGCGCCUUCAGUCAGCACCGUGUCGACAAGAAUGCGCAUCGGGUGA
Molecule: messenger RNA, 2097 nt
Organism: Colletotrichum navitas
Lineage: Eukaryota; Fungi; Ascomycota; Sordariomycetes; Glomerellales; Glomerellaceae
Exons: 1
Coding region: 1-2097 (698 amino acids)
Source: RefSeq, a predicted model, not a curated record